ACACCUCAGCACGCACACAGCUCAGCUCGCAGGACCCCAGCCAACAUGGCGGCGCCCGAGUUCUCGGCCGGGGAGUUUGAAAAGUGGCUGAAUGAGCGGCUGGAUGGCUUCGGGGCGGACCGGGAGGUUUACGGCGCUUACAUUCUCGGUGUGCUGCAGGAGGAAGAGAACGACGAGGAGAAGAGCGACGCGCUGAACAGCAUCCUGGCCGCUUUUGUGGAUGAAGACGCACUCGAGGAGGUUUGUCAGCAGAUCCUGAAACAGUGGACCGACUGCUGCUCUCGAACCGCAGCCGCCAGCAAUCAGCCAGAGGAUGAGGUUCAGGCCAUCGCCAGUCUGAUUGAGAAGCAGGCUCAGAUUGUGGUCAAGCAGAAGGAGGUGUCUGAGGAGGCCAAGAAGAGGAAAGAGGCGCUGCUGGCGCAGUACGCGAACAUCACGGAUGAGGAAGAUGAAGGAGAAAACGAACAGGAAGCGACAGGAGCUGCGGCAAUCCCCAGCAACAACUGUAUCCUUUUCUUGCUCUUGCAAUCUGAUUUUUUUUUUCUUCUUCCUUCUUUCUCUGUACAGACACAGAGCUAGACAGAAGAUUGUCUGUCUUAGGCUGGGCAGACACUGUGCGAUUUUAUUUAUUUAUUUAUUUUUCCUUUUCUUCUCUUCUUCAAUCGCGGUAUUCAGCUGCUGCUCACACUGUACGAGUGAAUCGCAGGGGUAAACAGCACGCAGCUUACGAUUCCUGUUCUCACACUACGAUCCGAUGCUCAGAUGCGAUCUGACUGCUCACACUGUACUUCCAGAUUCUUGUAUCCGGAACUGCAACGUGAAUAGUGUUGUGACGUUCGCGAACGAACCGAUUCUUUUGAACGGCUCCUAGGCAUGAACGAUGAGAACCGAGUCUCGAACUGGGGGAGCCGUUCUUUCUGUCGUUCUUUUUCUGUACUGUGUUUCAGAUAGUUUAUAAUGUUGUUGUGUGAUAUAUUAAUGAUAAUAUUGUGGGAAAACUACUUUGCACGGACGUUCAUUUAAUUUAUUCUAUCGUCAUUUUGUUUGUUCCAUUUUUGUGUAUUUUAUUUAUUUAUCUGUUUUGUAUCUCAGACUUAAAUAUUUUUGUAAAACAAGUGUUUUUCUAUAAAAUAUUCUUGCGUUCUUGAUAACUAAUGUUCUUGAGUUUUUUUUUUUUUUUUUUACAGAAAAGCCGUUCUGCAUGGACAUUCAUUGAAGCCCUCAUUGUUUAGGGGUCACAAUAAUACCCUCUUGUGCAGUAACUGUUGAUCAGAUCCUGCACGUUGGCUUGGAGGAGUUUGUCCGUUCUUCUGUACAGAGCAGCUUCAGCUCUGGGAUGUUUGUGCGUUUCCUCACGUGACGUUUCUACUGGAUUAAGAUUCCCUGGAAUAAUUCAGAAUUCAUUGUUCCAUCAGUGAAGGAAAGUCGUCCUGGCCCAGAUAUGCAGCAAAACAGGCCCAAACCAUGAUACUACUACUACCACCACCAUGUUUCACAGACGGGAUAAGGUUCUACUGGAAUGCAGUGCUUUCCUUUCUCCAAACAUAACCCUUGUCAUUUAAAACAAAAAGUUCUAUUUUGGUUGCAUCCAUCCACAGAAUGUUUCCAAUAACCUUGCUGGUCCAUGUGAUCUUUCGCAAACUGUAGUCACACAGUAAUAUUCUUUUUGGAGCGCUGUUGCUAGCUUUCUCCUUGCAACCCUGCCGUGCACACAACUGAUUGUUCAGUGUUCUCCUGAUGGUGGACUCAUGAACAUUAGCCGAUGUGAGAGAGGCCUUGAAUUGACUAGAAGUUACCCUAGACUGCUGGACUAUAACACGCUUUGCUCUUGGCGUGAUCUUUGUUCUGCUCCCCAGGAGUGCUCGACCAACAGCCAUCUUGAAUUUCCUCCAUCUCUCUCUGGCUGACUGUGGAUUGGCGGAGUCCAAAUUCUUGAGCGAUUGGUUCUGAUCUCUGUGUGUUGUAGAGAUCAGACUUCGAUACAUCCCUGUUCUUUAAAUAAAACGCAGCAAACACCUCAAA
Neoarius graeffei (lesser salmon catfish) is the source of this 2022-nucleotide messenger RNA. It is a transcript of the gene ccdc43, whose product is annotated as coiled-coil domain containing 43. The transcript is spliced from 6 exons. The coding region runs from base 46 to 579 and encodes 177 amino acids. NCBI's taxonomy places the organism in Eukaryota, Metazoa, Chordata, Actinopteri, Siluriformes, Ariidae. The record is from RefSeq and is a predicted model, not a curated record.